This is a messenger RNA of Sordaria macrospora k-hell, 654 nucleotides long. RefSeq lists its product as uncharacterized. Gene Ontology annotation, molecular function: A2-type glycerophospholipase activity. Gene Ontology annotation, biological process: phospholipid metabolic process; arachidonate secretion. NCBI's taxonomy places the organism in Eukaryota, Fungi, Ascomycota, Sordariomycetes, Sordariales, Sordariaceae. The record is from RefSeq and is a predicted model, not a curated record.
AUGAAGGCCUCCUCAUUCCUCUCGCUGCUGGCCUUGGCUAUCAUGACCUUCAUGAUGCUGGGCACCACCGCCCUCCCCGGUGGCCACCCCCUCGAGAACCGGGGUUUGGAACUUGACGCCAAGAAGAAGCACAGCGCGGCCAACCCGCCAAAUACCGGCUGGGUCCUAAAAUGGUGCAAAUACACGGCGCCCAUGAUCUUCCACCAUGUGCCGGACUACCCGCUCGGCUUCCCGCUCAAGCCGGCCUGUCAACGCCACGAUUUUGCGUACCGGAACUACCAGGCUCAGUACCGCUUUACGCCGCAUGCCAGAAUGUGGAUCGACCAGAACUUCUUGAAGGAGGAUAUUUGGGCGAACUUAUACUUUUGGGGAGUCUGGACUUUUUACAAGCACCACAAGCAGUACCGGGAGGAUGCUCCUAAGGCCAAGGCCAGAUCGGUGGACGCCAUUACAUCUGAGAAGGCUUCUUCUCAACUGGCGCAUGUUUUUGACUGGAUGGAACCUGGUGAAGCGAGGGGCGCUGCUAACGAACGCCUUUCUCAAGAAAAGAUGAGAGAGCACUACGAUCGUGCUCUAGAGCGUGCGAAGAAGUCCCUGGCAGAAGCUGGGGUGAAGACAUCUCGUUUGGCUGAGCCGCUUGGAGGUUGCCACUGA